AGUAUAUAGGAUGCGCUAGCUGCGAUUAUUAUUUUUUAUGAAAGACUUUUAAUUUUUUAAUUAGCAUCAUUUUUUCAUAAUAUAUCAUUUUCUUACAAUUUAGUUAAAGAAAUUUUUGUACAAAAAUUUAAUUUUAAAUUCUAAAAAGAAAAAAAAGCAAACAAAAAUAUUUCGUACGGUUGCGGUGAAAACGAGGGAGCGAUGAGAGAAGCGCCAGUGUAACAUGGCGGAGUGAUGUAUUAUUUUGUUCGUUCUUCUGCGAGUAAAUUUAUUAAAGAUUUGUAAAAUUUUUAAAUUGAAUAAAUAUCUGUUGUUAUAUGAAUUAAUAUUUUAUAACUAAUUAUAUACAUUCUAUCUUUUGAUACAUUUUUUUGUUAAUAAUUAUCAAAUCUUACAGAGUAAAUUUAAUUAUUUUACUUUGUGCGCAUCGUGAUUGCCGAAACCUUUUUUCAUUCAGCAAACAUGGUUUCGAUUUCUGCUUUGUCUAUUAAAUUUUUAAUGUUAUGUGGUUCUUUGUGAAAUACUUUUUAGUGUUAACUUUAAGUUUGAAUAAAUCAUGUCAUCGAUGCAAAAUAAAAUGAGAGGUCCGGGGCGUCCACCAAAGUCUAAGAGCUCUUGUACUUGGUGUGGGGAAACCAAACAACCUCUUAAAUAUGUUUUACCAACUCAACGUGGGAAAAAAGAAUUUUGUUCUGAAACUUGUUUAUCAGAGUUCAGAAAAACUUACGUUCGAGGUACCUGUUUUCGUUGUGACAAUGUGAUUCAUUGGAAUGGUCCACCAUUCAGAUUAGAACAAAAAGAUGGUCCAAACAAAGAUUUUUGUUCUUCGUUUUGUUUAAACAAGUAUCAAAAACAGGAACUUGCAGCUGAAAUCAAGAAAAAUUUAGGUGAACAAUCAUCUUCAACAACACCACCAGCUUCCUCUGAACUUCCUAGUAGUAGUGGUACUAUUCAAUCAUUUCCAACAAAUAAUGGAACCACUAAUUCUGCUAAUAAUACCUCAACAAAUACAUCUCACGCACCAUCAACAUCUACUGGCCCCUUUCAAUAUGAAACUUAUCAAACUUUUGACUGGAAUUCAUAUCUAAAAGAGACUAACAGUAUCGCAGCUCCUGCAGAGUGCUUCAAACAACAUACAACUCCUCCAACAAAUGAUUUUAAAAUAGGAAUGAAAUUAGAAGCUUUAGAUCCGAGAAAUUUAACAUCAACAUGUAUUGCAACAGUGGUUGGAGUGUUAGGAUCUCGAUUAAGACUUCGUCUUGAUGGUUCAGACAAUAAAAAUGAUUUUUGGCGAUUAGUGGAUAGCAAUGAAAUUCAUCCUAUAGGUCACUGUGAAAGAUCUGGAGGAAUGCUUCAACCUCCUCUUGGUUUUCGUAUGAAUGCGUCUAGUUGGCCAAUGUUUUUAUUGAAAACUUUAAAUGGAGUUGAAAUGGCUCCUGCAAAGAUGUUUAAACGUGAACCAAAAACUCCAAGAGGUAAUUUAUUCAGAGUUGGUCACAAACUUGAAGCAAUUGACAAGAAAAAUCCACAAUUAAUUUGUGCUGCAACUGUCGGUGCUGUGAAGGAUGAUUUAAUUCAUAUAACAUUUGAUGGAUGGCGAGGAGCUUUCGAUUAUUGGUGUAAAUAUGAUUCACGAGAUAUUUUCCCAGUAGGUUGGUGUUCUGAAAGUGAUCAUCCACUCCAACCACCUCGCCAAAAAGCUGCAGGACAAAACAGGUUUAAGUCUCGAACGUCUAAUGUACUUCCAGUGAUGGCUGUUUCUGGAAAUGGAGCAAGUGGAGAGCCUGCUGUUGCUCUUGUAAGUCCUGCAGGAUCUAGUGCUCCUCCACAACCUGCUACUGAACCAGACACCAGUACAGCUAAUAAUAAACCAAGAGUUCUUGAUAAAGUGACUCUUUAUGUCAAUCAUAAUUGUUCUUGUGGACCUUAUUUCGAUCCUAAAAAAAUUAAAGCAACUCCUCCACAAUUUGGAAGUGGAACUAUCUCGAAUGUUAUCAGAGAUGUUUUUCAGACAUUUUUAAUGGCUGCUUUGAGUCCUCGACAAAUGUUAAGUCUCUUAAAACACGGCGAAGGCGAGAGUAUAACAUUAACUUUUGAUGGAAAACCAAUGACAUUUCGGUUGCCUGUAUUCCUUGAAGAAGAGGAUUUUUAUACGUAUAUAAAAAGACAGUUGGAAGAUUUGUGUGCUUGUGAACGAUUAUUAUGUAAGAGACAGGAAACUUGUGAUAAAUGUCCUAAUCCUUCCCCUUCAACUGCUGCCAAGAGAGACGAAAAUAAUGAGUCAACUGCAGAAAAACGAAGAUGGUCAUCAGAAAAUUCACAAACAACUUCCUCUACAGUUGGUUCUGCUACUCAGCAGCAAAAAAAUCAAUCUACACCAUCACCUACAAAUGUUGAUUCAACUUUAUUAGCUCCUUCGCCGGCAAAACAAGCGAAGAAAUCAGUUUUAGAGUUAGAAGCAGCAACAUCAACGACACAAUCUGAAAGCCCUGCAAGCCGUAUUUCCUCUACAGAACCAGCAGAAUGGACAAUUGAAGAUGUGAUUCAUUAUAUCGGAGUUAUUGAUCCUGUUCUCGGACAACAUGCUGAUCUUUUUCGCAAACAUGAAAUCGAUGGCAAAGCAUUGCUUCUUUUAAACUCCGAUAUGAUGAUGAAAUAUAUGGGUUUAAAACUCGGACCAGCUUUGAAAAUCUGCAAUUUAGUUAAUCGUAUUAAAGGGCGGAGACAUGUAACCCUAUGACUUGUUAAACUAUUCAAAUGAAAUCUCAUUACAUCAAAGCAAUGAAUUGAAAGUUAGUAUAACAGUAUUACUUUCAAUUGUUCAAUAAUUCUUGUGAAGACAUAAAUACAAAAGUAAAUAAGAGAAAGAGUAAAAAAAGAAGAUUUAUUUACACAUAAAAAAUUUAGUGAAAAAAAGACAAACAAGUGAAUCACAUAACUUACAAACUUGUCAUUAAGUAUUUCUGAUAGUCUAUAUGUUUAUUAUCGAACAUUAUCUAUUUUCAUGCAUUAUAAAUAGUAAUGAUAGAUGCGAUGAGUCAGUAUACUGGUAUGUAUACGAUAAUUUGUGAAUUUUUCUUGAUUAUUAAUAAUGUAUUUAAAACUCGUUCUAUAUUAAUAGAUUGAUUUCCGUAUGCACAGAUAAUCAAUGAAAAACUUGAUACACCUUCGAGCUUUCUUUCAAACCAUUAUUGAAUUAUUUAUGUAUUUACAUUUUUACACAUAAUAUUAUUUUUUAAAUAGAUCGUGGAGCACAUUGAAAAUAGAAAAAAAAUUCUAUAAUUUGAUUAAUUAAUUUAUUAAUUCACAUAUAUAAUCGCAUGAAAUAAUUUUAAUAUUAAAUCUGCAAUGUGAACAUUUAAAAUAUUGUAAAUGGCCUAUUAUUAUUUUGUUAAUUGCAAUAUCGUUUACAAGUCAGUGUACCAUGAUUUUUAUUCAAGUCGUUUAAACACCUGUAAAUAACUAGAAGUAUAAAUAUAUAUGUAUCUAUAUAUAAAUACAUACUAAUUAGUAACUUGAGAAAUUAAAUAGUAAUUUUUAAUAAUAUGUAUUCAUAGCU
Messenger RNA from Chelonus insularis, 3559 nucleotides. RefSeq names its product Polycomb protein Scm (gene Scm). Gene Ontology annotation, cellular component: nucleus. Gene Ontology annotation, biological process: negative regulation of DNA-templated transcription. The transcript is spliced from 5 exons. Gene Ontology annotation, molecular function: zinc ion binding; histone binding; chromatin binding. The record is from RefSeq and is a predicted model, not a curated record. Lineage: Eukaryota; Metazoa; Arthropoda; Insecta; Hymenoptera; Braconidae. Bases 557 to 2740 code for a protein of 727 amino acids.